GAUUUCUCACCAACAACAAACAAAAGAUCGGGCUCAGACGUCCACUGCGCUUUCUCCAUGUCUUUCUCUAAAUGACACUCAUCGAUUAGCUGGAUGUCGUCCUAGACAGCUGGAUUCAACUUUCUGGAUUGGAUUUUGUCGCCUUCGUAGCAUCGACAUUCCGCCGUAACGGACCGAGGAGCCUCUUCGCUUCGCCAGUCUCUGCCAGGGAGCUGUUUGCUUUGCUGCUAGCUCUCACAGCUAGCGAGCUAGCGGACCGGAUAGAGAAAUAAAAAGGCAAAGAAACCCUCAGUCUGUUCGUGUCUUGUGGCGGCUGACAGUAGACGCAGCUAAUCGCUGGCUACUGCUGGAGAGCUGUCCAGCUAAGAGUAGCUGGUGCGCGGUUGGUGUUGAAGGGAGGAAUCCGAUCGCGAUGUCCGGACCGUCAUCGGGCUGCGGCUUUCUGAUGUCGGUCGUUGUUCACGGGGACUCGGCUCUAAACGAGCAGGAGAAAGAGCUAAACCAGCGGCUCAGGCGCCUCUAUCCGGCCGUCAACGAACAAGAGACGCCGCUGCCAAGAUCGUGGAGCCCGAAGGACAAAUUCAGCUACAUCGGCCUCUCUCAGAACAAUCUCCGGGUGCAUUACAAAGGUCAUGGAAAGACCCCUAAAGAUGCUGCAUCUGUUCGUGCAACACACCCUAUUCCGGCUGCUUGUGGGGUCUACUACUUUGAGGUGAAAAUCAUCAGUAAAGGACGAGAUGGGUACAUGGGAAUUGGUCUCUCUGCCCAGGGGGUCAACAUGAACAGACUUCCAGGUUGGGACAAACACUCAUAUGGUUACCACGGUGAUGACGGCCACUCUUUCUGCUCCUCGGGCACGGGACAGCCGUAUGGACCCACGUUCACGACAGGCGACGUGAUUGGCUGCUGCGUCAACCUCAUCAACAACACCUGCUUCUACACAAAGAAUGGUCACAGUCUAGGUAUAGCUUUUACAGAUUUACCACCCAACCUGUACCCGACAGUGGGUCUCCAAACACCAGGGGAGGUUGUGGAUGCAAACUUUGGGCAGCAUCCAUUUGUGUUUGACAUAGAAGACUACAUGCGCGAGUGGAGAACCAAGAUCCAGGCUCAGAUCGAGCAGUUUCCCAUCGGCGAGCGGGAGGGCGAGUGGCAGGCUAUGAUUCAGAAGAUGGUGGCCUCCUACUUGGUUCACCACAGCUACUGUGCCACCGCUGAAGCCUUUGCCAAGUCCACUGACCAGGCUGUGCACGAGGAGCUCGCCUCCAUCAAAAACAGACAGAAAAUCCAGAAGUUGGUCCUGUCUGGCCGAAUGGGGGAAGCUAUAGAGACCACUCAACAGCUCUACCCCAAUCUGCUGGAAAGAAACCCUGACCUUUUAUUCAUGUUAAAAGUCAGGCAGUUCAUAGAGAUGGUGAAUGGGACAGACAGUGAGGUGCGCUGUCUUGGUGGGCGGAGCCCAAAGUCCCAGGACAGCUAUCCUGGCUCUCCUCGCCUCUUCAAUAGCCCUACCCACAAACCCACUAGCUCUCAGGCAUACCUGUCAGGUUUUGAUAGUAACUGCUGUAAUGGAGUGUCAUCCAGUAAAGCCCACUCUUCAGCACAUGGUCACAAGCCGUGUCCCGUAAGCAUGCCCAGCGGCGAGCUUGGGGUUCUGAAUGGCAGCCGUACCCAGCAAGCCGGUCUGAGUAAUGAUGUGGAGAUGGAGGUUGAUCAUAUCUCUAAUGGAGUGUCUGAGUCCUCCUCUAAUGGCUUCCUGAAUGGAAGCUCCACACACGGAGCUGACCUCGAGGACUGUGAUGCAGAGAUGGAAGUGGAGUCAGCUCAGUCCAAGAGGCAGUUGUGCGGGGGGAGCCAGGCUGCUAUUGAGAGGAUGAUACACUUCGGCCGGGAGCUGCAGAGCAUGAGUGAACACCUCCGCCGGGAACGAGGCAAAAACUCCGCCAACAAGAAGAUGCUCAAGGACGCGUUCAGUUUGCUAGCAUACUCGGACCCCUGGAACAGCCCUGUGGGUUACCAGCUGGACUCCAUUCAGAGAGAGCCUGUCUGCUCCACACUCAACAGUGCAAUAUUAGAGACUCAUAACCUGCCGAAGCAGCCCCCUCUGGCUCAGGCGGUUGGUCAGGCGGCUCAGUGUCUGGCCCUCAUGGCUCGCACGGGCAUCGGCUCCUGCGCCUUCGCCUCCGUGGACGAUUACCUGCACUAGCCCCUGGAGAAGCUGCCCCCCUUUAAACAACCGUGCAGCGCGGCCCAUGUCAUCCCAACUCAGCCCAGCUUCCCGAACACUGGGCCUGCCCUGAACCAUGGCCUGGAGCACUGAGCCUCCAAACAAGCCAGACCAGACCCAUCCCAUAAUGUUGGCUACUCUUCAAGAGACUGGAUCCUCUUCACCCAGGCCAGCUGAGCCUAAAGACACAUUAGGAGGAAGGAUCCCUCGAGCCAAACUGAUUCCUGAACCAUUAUGCUCUUUUGCUUUUUGUUCCUUUUUAAAUUUUUUGGGGGGAGGGGAAGGGGAGGUUGUUUUUGGGUGGGUGGGUGUUGCAGGCUCCGAUUGUUUCCUAUUUUACAAGGCAUGAGGCAGAUUAUUCUGAUUAUAAUUAAUGUUAUCAUUAAACUUGCAUAUAAGAUAUAUUUGUUCUUGAUUGAAAGCUGGCUAAGUGAGCACGAAAGGUCCCAGUACAGUAACACCCUGCUGUUUUUAAGGUGUCAGCUUGUGUACUUGUUACCAUUUAAACCCUCCCCACCUCGUUUUUUGAAAUGAUUAUAUUAACAUGCAGAGUGGAACAUUUUAGUUACCUGAAGAAGAUAAAAAAAAAAAGAAAAAAAAUGCCGUCUAACACUGCUGGACUCAUCCUUAGUGGUGGUAUUUAGUAUAGAGAGUUAGUGUGAGCUAUAUAUGAGUUAAAGCCCUUUUGUGCAAGCGCGCCCACCCUCUGCCAACUGCACAGCAGGUUUGAUGCAACGUUUGGACACUUGAUUUGUAACUGUAUUGAUGUCUAUGGCUAUUCUCAUCGGCCCCAGUCCCUCAGUCCAUCUCUUUGACUGUCCUCAUCCAGGCCAACUCACCACUCACACUUGCACUGUACAGUAUGGCUCUCAGGCGCCUGGGCCUGCAUCUAUCAGUCACUGCAGAGUGAGAGCGCUGAUGAAGGAUCACUUCCCUUUGCCCCUAGUCCAGGGAUGUCCAGCUCCGGUCCUGGGGGGCCAGGGACCAGCACAGCGUGACCAUUUCCAUGCUAAAACUCAGCUCAUUCAACUCCACAGCAACAUUUAGUAGAGGUAUCUGAGCAGGAAAAUCGGCAAACUGUGCUGUCCUAAUACCCACCAGGACCAGAACUAGAUAGCCCUGCCUUAGCUGCAAAAAAUAUUAAAGGGAAAACCUCUUCCUGCAUCAGCUCUUUUUUCUGUGGAAAGUUUGAUAAAUACAGGCCCAGGCCAAUCAGGUCACAUUCAGCUGAAAGAGGCAAGUCUGCUCCUGGUUUUCUCCCAUCGUUUACCAGCCAGCCCUUAUUGACCAUCAAUACAUUAAAAACGAAGAGAAUGAUACAGUAUUGUCAACAGCACUGUCUUAUCAUUUUCAGUAAUAAAAUAUAAAUACCCAGGUG
Molecule: messenger RNA, 3605 nt
Organism: Colossoma macropomum (tambaqui)
Lineage: Eukaryota; Metazoa; Chordata; Actinopteri; Characiformes; Serrasalmidae
Gene: ranbp9
Product: RAN binding protein 9
Exons: 14
Coding region: 413-2206 (597 amino acids)
Biological process (GO): cytoskeleton organization; cell surface receptor signaling pathway
Cellular component (GO): cytoplasm
Molecular function (GO): protein binding
Source: RefSeq, a predicted model, not a curated record